GCGAUUAGUUUUGCCUUGGCGCGCAACGGUUGGCUUGACUAAGCUACGCAAGCGCAGAUCUUUCUCAGCAGUACUCGUGUGAUCAUGGCGACUCCGGCCAAAGUAAGCAAAGCGGAGGGGAAAAAUAAUCAUGAAAAUGCAGAUGAGCAAGCUGACAAAGAGCAGCAAGAAGCAAUAGAGCAGAUAGAUGAAGUUCAAAACGAAAUAGACCGGCUAAAUGAGCAAGCAAGCGAGGAAAUACUGAAAGUAGAACAGAAAUAUAAUAAACUACGUCAACCAUAUUUUCAAAAGCGCUCAGAACUCAUUGCAAAAAUCCCUAAUUUCUGGGUGACAGCUUUUGUAAACCAUCCGCAAGUCUCUGCUCUGUUAAACGAAGAGGAUGAAGAAGCCUUACAAUACCUCACAAAAGUGGAGGUUCAAGAAUUUGAAGAUAUUAAGUCAGGCUACCGAAUAAAUUUUUGUUUUGACAGCAAUAAUCCAUAUUUCGAGAAUGACGUUAUUUCAAAAGAAUUCCAUUUGAAUGAUACGGGAGAACCUUCAUCUAAAUCAACGCCCAUUAAAUGGAAGCCAGGCAAAGACUUGACCAAAAAAUCCAGUCAACCAGGCAAAGGUGGUCGCAAAAGAAACCAUGAGGAGCAAGAAUCUUUCUUCUGUUGGUUUACUGAUCAUGGUGAUGCAGGAGCUGAUGAACUAGGAGAGGUGAUCAAGGACGACAUCUGGCCAAACCCUCUGCAAUACUAUUUGGCAUCAGAAGUAGAGGAGGAUGAAGGUGGUGCAGGAGAGGAUGAGGAAUUAGAUGAGGAAGGCUUAGAUGAUGAAGAAGGUGAAGAAGCAGAGGAUUUUGAUGAAGAAGAUGUUGGGGAAGAAGGAGAGGAAGGUGAAGGUGAUGCCGCUGAAGAUGAGGAGGAAGAAGAAGGCUAGUUGAAGUCAUUCACAACAUAACUGGUACUAUUGCAGUACUAAGUGUAGUAUUGACAGUUGCUAGUUUGUUACCAGCCUCACAAAGUGGUUCAGUAUCGACAUUCCUCCUGUGUUGACCCACUUCAGCCUCUGACUGUCUCUUGUAGUUUCAAGACAAAAGUAAUGUCUUCUCAUCUCCCCUAUUUUCAUUUUUCCUCUACUAUAUAUAUAUAUUUUUUCUUUUUUUUUCCUUUUUAAUUAUUAAUUUUUUUGUCAUCAAUAAACUGUCCAUCACUUCACUUUGGGCACCCUUUUAGAGUUGCUUUGUACUUUUGCUAAAAUGAAGAAAACAUUUCCCGCCCUUUCUUUUCAACACGUUUUGACCUCCUUCACGUUCAUUAAUUCAUCACAUUUUCAACAGGGGUUUCUCAAUAAAGGACAAAGACAUUCA
This is a messenger RNA of Octopus bimaculoides (California two-spot octopus), 1351 nucleotides long. RefSeq names its product protein SET. The record is from RefSeq and is a predicted model, not a curated record. Gene Ontology annotation, cellular component: nucleus. Gene Ontology annotation, biological process: nucleosome assembly. NCBI's taxonomy places the organism in Eukaryota, Metazoa, Mollusca, Cephalopoda, Octopoda, Octopodidae.